Molecule: messenger RNA, 1677 nt
Organism: Fusarium venenatum
Lineage: Eukaryota; Fungi; Ascomycota; Sordariomycetes; Hypocreales; Nectriaceae
Product: flavin-binding monooxygenase-like-domain-containing protein
Molecular function (GO): flavin adenine dinucleotide binding; N,N-dimethylaniline monooxygenase activity; NADP binding
Source: RefSeq, a predicted model, not a curated record
AUGGCUUCCUCACAGAAUCAACAACUCGGUUCCGAUGUGUGCGUAGUAGGAACGGGAGCACUCGGUCUGUUAGCACUCAAAAACCUUCGUGAACAGGGGCUCGAUGUCAAAGCAUUGGAGAGACACGAACACAUAGGCGGAACAUGGCAUGCCUCGCAGAAUGUCGAGCAGACUACUGCAUCAGACUACACGACGGCGAAUACUUCUAAGCAAUGUUGUGCUAUCACAGACUUUCCUAUGCCUGAUGAAUUCCCUAUGCAUCCACCUCAAAAAGACCUAGAGCGAUACUUUGAAUCUUAUGCCAGGAAAUUUGAUCUUUUCCCACAUAUUGAAUUUUCAAUCUCAGUCGACCACAUCGAACGCGACGAGCAGCAAAAGAAAUGGAAAGUUUUCACAAAGAACGUCAAAACGGGAGUUGAAGAGGUCAGAUCUUACAGUCGUGUAGUGGUCGCUACUGGCAUGCUCAACACCAAGCACAUGCCACAUGUCAAAGGCAUCGAGCAGUUUACAGGAGACGCCCUUCAUUCGAGACAGUUCAAGGAUGUGUCCAAGUACCGGGGCAAGAAUGUCAUCGUCGUGGGAGUUGGUGCAACUGGCGUUGAUUCAACUUCUUUCCUCGUCAAAGCCGGAGCAAACAAGGUCUAUGCCAGUCAUCGAGGGACUGUUUUUGUUCUCCCCAGACGAGUCAAGGGACAAGCUUUUGAGCAUAAUAUGAGUCGUCGCGUAGCCAUGUGCAUAAGAGCGUUGGGCAAUUUCUCGCCGACGAUACUCGCUACGCUCAUGACCAAGAUGAUGGUUAGCGUCCGGGACAAAGAGUGGCCAGUGAUGAAAGAUAUCUUAAAAGAUAGACCAGUUGAUGGGGUCUUCCACCGAAUACCGCUAUUCUCGGAGGACCUAGCGAACAAUCUCAAGAGUGGCAGUGUCAAGUCGGUAAGGGGCAUCCAAGAAAUCACUGGACCAAAGACGGUUGUUCUUACCGACGGUACCGUCCUCGAAGAUAUCGAUGCCAUAAUUUUCUGUUCAGGUUAUGGCUAUGAUUUCUCCAUCAUCAAAGGCCCUGGAGACCCAACUGAUCCAGCCAUUGCUCCUGACCACAACAAGAAGAUCGAGGCGGCCGAGUAUUAUCAAGAUGAAAACAGGUUUGCUCGUCUUUAUCAUGGCUUUAUGUCGGAGCAGUUCCCUGAGUCUCUAGCAUUCAUCGGUCAUGUAAUCCUCAUGAGGCCUCCAUUUGUGCUGUACGACCUUAUCACCAUGGCCCUGGCCGGUGUGUGGUCUGGAGGUUACCCCAUCGCGAACGAACAAGAGAGACGCAAAGAUAUCGAUGCUCACUAUAAAUUUGUCGUCAGCAUACUCCAACGAGGCCCAUUUCCUCAUCCAGGGUUCCGUUUCAGGAUGGCCAAGACUUAUGAGUUUAUCAACCAAGCAGCAGGCACAGGAGUGACAGACCGUCUGGGUUGCUUUACAUGGGAAGCCUGGAAGCUGUGGUGGAAUGAUCGAAAGUUUUACAAUCUUCUCAUGGGUGGGACUGAUGUGCCUGCAGUGUACAGACUUUUUGAUACUGGUCGAGGUCGGAAGCCAUGGACUGGUGCAAGAGAAUGGAUCAUCAAGACGAAUGCCGAGAUCAAAGAGUUGGGAGAGGUCUGGAAGAAGGAGAAUGAAGACAAGAAGACAAAUUGA